Molecule: messenger RNA, 276 nt
Organism: Scomber scombrus (Atlantic mackerel)
Lineage: Eukaryota; Metazoa; Chordata; Actinopteri; Scombriformes; Scombridae
Product: retinal cone rhodopsin-sensitive cGMP 3',5'-cyclic phosphodiesterase subunit gamma-like
Exons: 3
Coding region: 4-276 (90 amino acids)
Biological process (GO): visual perception; positive regulation of epidermal growth factor receptor signaling pathway; positive regulation of G protein-coupled receptor signaling pathway
Cellular component (GO): photoreceptor outer segment membrane
Molecular function (GO): 3',5'-cyclic-nucleotide phosphodiesterase activity; cGMP binding
Source: RefSeq, a predicted model, not a curated record
AGCAUGAAUAUGAGUGUGGCCAAACCUGAAGCAAAGACUAGUAACAAGGCUCCCCAAAGGACCACGGCCCCUGGAUCCCCACGCAAGGGCCCACCCAAGUUCAAACAGAGGAACAUCCGCCAGUUCAAGAGUAAGCCUCCCAAGAAAGGCGUCAUUGGUUUUGGAGAGGAAAUCCCUGGAAUGGAAUGGCUUGGCAAUGACAUUACUGUAAUCUGCCCUUGGGAAAAAUACAGCCAUCUAGAGCUGCAUGAACUGUCUCAGUAUGGUAUCAUCUGA